AUGAGUGCCACUGAUUCCCGUCCUGAAAUUGACCACCAGACAUCUCGAAGUGCGUCGGCAGACGGGUCAGAUGACGCACAGUUGACUAUACGCAUACCCAAUCCCAGAGUCUACAUGGCUCGCCAGUCGCUUUGGGUGGGACGUCGCGGUAAACUUCGUUGCGAUGCUUGCCGGGCACAUAAUCUGAAGUGCGAUAGGGUGCAGCCGAGCUGCAAUCAAUGCACCUGGGUUCCAGGACGAGAAUGCAAAUAUACUCCUCUACCAACUCCUGCUCACCGAGGCAUUCCUAGAUGCGAUACUUGUCGACUGAAUAAUUUGAAGUGCGACAGGAAUGUCCCUGUUUGCGAUCAAUGUCAAAUGGAUAACAAUCCAAACUGUGUUUAUUCACCUAAAAGGAGGAGUAAGGCCUCUACUACAGAGACGCCUGUUACUUCUAUCGCACCAAAAGCCAAUGCAGACCGAGACUCUCCACCGCCGGCACCUAGCUCUAGCGCGCCAUCUUCAUCUAUCCGUGCAGAGAGUAGCAGUCGGACGCCAACAUCCAGAACCGAUGUCGCACCACAGCAGCGGUCACAACAUUCGACUGCAUCUGUCUUUUAUCACUCUCCAUCAUCGGUAUCCUUCCUGAAGAAGGAUAUGCCCGCGAUGAUCAAAAACCGUGUCCCCCUUCAACCGUGGUCCCAUCCUUCUAUCCUUCCACUUCCACACACCAUCCUACAGGGACUCAUGAAGGUGGAUCCGGAACAGAUGCCUGUGAAGAUAAGGUAUGAAGAGGCACUUGACAACUUCCUCAACGGUCUUAUACCGAACCUUCGCGAUACCGCGCCGAUGGCUCCAGAGAUGUAUUCGGCAGUCGCUAAUUACCUGGCAGGAAAGGGAGUAACUAGGUUCGCAACUCAUAUCCGCGAAUGGAUGGCACACCAUCAUGUCCGCUCCGGAUCGAACAAAUACAGCAUACUUCUUAUUCCUCGUGACAUUGUUUUUCAAUCGGCCGACUGGGACGAGGAAAGCCUUCUUCGUCAGUAUAGAAACCACGCAGACGGAACUGGAACUGCGCCGCUGCCUUCUAUUGAUGUCGACACGGGGCCCGACUACGAAGAGGGGGCCGUUGACUGGCGGAAUGCUUUUGAACGUGUUCCUGUUCGAAGUCAGAUGUGGGAUAUCUUGACAUACACACAUCGCAAUCAUUCAGCAUCGUACGAGAUGCUUCGGGAACUUCGAGGCUUAUAUUUUGCAAACAUCACCUGGCCAAUGGUCGACAUGUUCAAUAGUCUCUGUCCACAUUGCGCGAGCAAGAACAAGGGACCAUCUUCCAUCCAAGUCAAGGGUGACUCCGAGAGACAAUCAGAGAUUGGUUAA
This is a messenger RNA of Desarmillaria tabescens, 1359 nucleotides long. RefSeq lists its product as uncharacterized. Gene Ontology annotation, biological process: positive regulation of transcription from RNA polymerase II promoter by galactose. The coding region runs from base 1 to 1359 and encodes 452 amino acids. The record is from RefSeq and is a predicted model, not a curated record. Lineage: Eukaryota; Fungi; Basidiomycota; Agaricomycetes; Agaricales; Physalacriaceae. Gene Ontology annotation, cellular component: nucleus. Gene Ontology annotation, molecular function: zinc ion binding; RNA polymerase II cis-regulatory region sequence-specific DNA binding; DNA-binding transcription factor activity, RNA polymerase II-specific. The transcript is spliced from 4 exons.